Messenger RNA from Adelges cooleyi (spruce gall adelgid), 1162 nucleotides. It is a transcript of the gene eEF1delta, whose product is annotated as elongation factor 1-delta. The transcript is spliced from 12 exons. The coding region runs from base 150 to 1070 and encodes 306 amino acids. Gene Ontology annotation, biological process: translational elongation. The record is from RefSeq and is a predicted model, not a curated record. Gene Ontology annotation, molecular function: guanyl-nucleotide exchange factor activity; translation elongation factor activity. NCBI's taxonomy places the organism in Eukaryota, Metazoa, Arthropoda, Insecta, Hemiptera, Adelgidae. Gene Ontology annotation, cellular component: cytosol; eukaryotic translation elongation factor 1 complex.
UUAUCACUAUAACAUUCCUAGAGAGACUUGUUACUAACUUCCUUCUGUUAAAAAUUUCCAAAUUUUGAAAAACGUGUUCUCACACGUUAGUUAGCAAAAAACUCAAAUUCCUGAAGUUGUGUUACAUAAAAAAUUAUAUUUACCUAAUCAUGUCUUUGGAGAUUUUAGCUCAAGAAAAAGUGUGGCUCGACAAAGCUAAGUAUGCCGAAGCGGAACGUAUAUACUAUGAAAAACAGUCACAGAUUAAAGGUGAAGGCAAUUUAUUAUUAGCUACUAAAACUGCAAAUACCUGUCAAGCCCCUGGAAAGAAAGUGCUGUUAGCUGAAAUUGAAAAAGCACGUCAAAUUUUGCACGACAAAGUUCAAAAUGUAAAUGAAAUUGAGUCUUCUAAUAUUUGUUCAAAUACAGGAAGAAAUGAAACAAAUAGUGCUCUUGCAGAAUUAAAAACCGCCUUUCAAAAGUUGGAACUUCGUGUCAGUGCAUUAGAAGGAAAAUCACCUUUGAGCAAUUCAUCCACAAGUACAAAUUCAUUAAAUCAAGAUGUCAACCAACUGCAAAGCCUCUUAAAACAAUUGGAAGUUCGGGUCACUACUUUAGAAGCUAAAAUAUCACCUUCUGCAACAAGUAAUAUAUCAGUACAAAAAGAAGCUCCUAAAAAAACUGAAAAGAAUGAUGAUGGUGAUGAUGACGAUGUUGAUCUAUUUGGAUCAGAUUCAGAAGAAGAAAGUGAAGAAGCUGCCAAAUUAAAAGCCCAACGAGUGGCUGAGUAUGCUGCACGCAAAUCUAAAAAACCUACUCUUGUUGCUAAAUCAAAUAUUAUUUUGGAUGUGAAGCCGUGGGAUGAUGAAACUGACAUGAAAGAGUUGGAGAAAGAAGUUCGAAAAGUUGCUACUGACGGUUUAUUGUGGGGAGCUUCAAAAUUGGUACCUUUGGCCUAUGGUAUUCAUAAACUUCAAAUCAGUUGUGUCGUUGAGGAUGAAAAAGUUUCUAUCGAUUGGUUACAAGAAACUUUGCAGGAAAUUGAAGAUUAUGUUCAAAGUGUAGACAUAGCAGCCUUCAACAAAAUUUAAAUUUUAAAAGUCAAACUAAUUUAUCGGAAAAAUAAAAUAUCUUUAAAACGAUAAAAUAAUUAUUUUACAGUAAUAUACAAUUUCAAUUAAUA